AGUCACUCUGGAAUGAGGACUGUAACGACGACAUUCGGAGUGCUACGAGGUGAAACUGUAAGUCCAGAUGUUGGUGAUCUCUCACCGGUCACGCAGUAUCUUGGUGUGCCAUACGGGGUUGCUCCUUCUGGACAGUAUCGCUUCAAUAUGGCCAUAUCGGCAGCUAAAUGGACGCAUUUACCAAAGGAUGCAAACAAACUUUCACCGGUGUGCAUUCAAUCGGGGAUACCUGAAUUGUCUGAAGCGAAAGCUUUGAAGAUGACAUCUGCACAACGCUAUGAUCAUAUGCAUAGACUUCUGCUGAGGUUGAAGCCCCAAUCCGAGGAUUGUCUUUAUAUGAAUUUGUUUGUACCUGAACGAAUUGAACCGAGCAGAACGCAGUUACCGGUACUGGUGAUUGUUCAUGGGGAUGAGUACGGAUGGAAUAGCGGUAAUCCGUACAAUGGCACAAUAAUUGCAUCUAGUGGACAGAUCAUUGUUGUCACGCUCAAUUACCGUCUCGGAGUGUUUGGUCUCUCGGAUUUGGUUGCUGCGCUAAAAAUGCUGAGCAAUACGCUACCAGCAUUCGGCGGUGACUCGUCAUCAGUAACGCUUCUUGGUUGGGGUUCAGGAUCGGCAUUGGUGUCCUUACUGAUGGCUUCACCGAUCACACAGCCAAACAAUCGUUUGUUUCGAAGAGCGAUUCUUCUCGAUGGAUCUGCGCUUGCACCGUGGGCAAUGACAAAUAAUCCUCAGCCUUUCUUCUACCAACUCGCCGAACAUUUGAAGUGUGUUGAAACAAUUGCGGAGAGGAAGCGCGGUUCGCGUCAUCAAAGGAACAUCGACUCGAUUGUGAGGUGUAUGCAAGAUCACGGACCACAUAACGUUACCAAUGCCGCACAUAAAAUUCUAGUUCCAACGUUUCUGUCUGCAUUCGCGCCUAUUGUUGAUGGACAGUUAAGUUUCUGUAUGGUUCCAAAUAGGCCAUUGGCUCUAUUCGGUGCCCAGUUUGGAUCACUGUUCCGAGAUAUUGAUUUACUUGUUGGGGUCACAUCAAAUCCUGCUCAUCACCUUCUUUCCAAUGAUGAUCUUCGACAUGGCAUUACCAAAGAAAGACGUGAGAAAAUAUUCAGGACAUUGGUCCGGAAUCUAUAUGAUUACCACCGAACCGAGAUUCUUGCCGCAAUAAUCAACGAAUAUACCGACUGGGAAAAUCCAAAGGAUCAUCCCAAGACGAUUCGUAACGGUGUUUUAUCGGCCUUGAGUGACAUUCUGUUCACUGUUCCUACAAUUGAAACAGCUCGGUUGCAUUCCAUUGAGGAAAACCAUCGAGAUUCGAACACAUUCAUGUUCGUCUUUGCACAUGAAACACGACAGUGGAUGGAUGAGCAACCGAACAGUGGCGUACGCGGUUCGAUAUCCGGUGAUCACAUUCCAUACAUAUUGGGGUAUCCUUUAAGCAAUAGGAACAGAGAGGAACAGGUAGCUGGAAUGGUCACUUUUUGUGCAGAAGACAGGGGAGUUUCACAAUAUUCCAGUGAUCCAUCCAAGCCAGUCUCUUUGACUGCCAACUAUCCUCUCGAAGAGCGAUUUCAUAGCACCGCAUGGCCACAGUUCAAUCAAGCGAAUCGAGAGGCUUAUUUAGAAAUAUCUGAUCGUCCGCGAGUUAAAAAUUAUUACCGAAACGCUCAAGUUGGUUUCUGGAACGGAUUUGUUCCACAACUUCACAACGGUGGACGAGAAGGUGCUCCUGUUCCCGAGGAGCACAAUUUUCUACCGAAUCACUUCAAACGCGAUUCAUUUUUUGGUACGGUUCGACCAUUCGGCGGCUAUGCAAAUGAUCCAUUCCCGCCACCUCCUUUACCUCCAACGCCACUACCAAAAGACCUCAGAAAGCUGACUACGCCAAAACCGACAAUCCCGGUGACUACCCAAGCCCCAUCUACUGCAGUUCCCAUCGUUAACGCUGCUCAAAACAGCACAAUGCUAUCGGUUACGGUAGCUGUUGGCUGUGGAUUAUUAUUUCUGAACAUUUGUAUUGGAUUCGGUUUAUACAGACAGUGUAAUAAACGUGAAGAAUCAAAAAAGAAAUUACAAUUACAGUAUCAAACGUAUGCUGCUAAUCAUCAACCUGGUGGUGAACUCAAUUACAGUUUGAAUUCACCAAUGAAUACUCAGGUGAAUUUGUUUGAUGAUUUUUUCACAGCGAUGCCCCCUCCACCACCGCCCCCAUUGAGUCAUCAUCCUUCGAUAGCAAAUUCAACAAUUGGUCACAAUAUGGAAAUACCAUCACAGAUCGAAUAUGAUCCUACUGCUUGUAGGCCUGCAACAGCAUACCAUAAUUACCCUGAUUCACAUACUAGCACACUCAAUCGAUCUAAUUUUCAAGAACAGGAACCUUUAUUAUCAUCGAAUAGCAAAGGACCACCUGUCCAACUAAGGCCAGGUGUAAGCCCAACAUGUCCCAGACACGGACGAGCUGCGAUGGCUUUGGCCACUGGACGUAACAAUACUGUUGGAACACCGAACUCAGGUCCUACAUUAGAAGAGAUACAAGUUUGA
This is a messenger RNA of Anisakis simplex (herring worm), 2541 nucleotides long. Lineage: Eukaryota; Metazoa; Nematoda; Chromadorea; Rhabditida; Anisakidae. The record is from the annotation of a GenBank genome assembly.